Messenger RNA from Epinephelus moara (kelp grouper), 4544 nucleotides. RefSeq names its product zinc transporter ZIP12-like. The transcript is spliced from 13 exons. NCBI's taxonomy places the organism in Eukaryota, Metazoa, Chordata, Actinopteri, Perciformes, Serranidae. The record is from RefSeq and is a predicted model, not a curated record. Gene Ontology annotation, biological process: intracellular zinc ion homeostasis; zinc ion import across plasma membrane. Gene Ontology annotation, molecular function: zinc ion transmembrane transporter activity. Bases 195 to 2249 code for a protein of 684 amino acids. Gene Ontology annotation, cellular component: membrane.
CCUAAGAGGGUUUUACCAGCAGCACCAAUGCCCAAGAAUUCUCCCCAAACAAGCUCUGGAUCUUCCAUUUAUCCCAGCAGAGGAAGAAAACAAACCUAGAUACAGCAGCUGAGAGGAGCAGAGGGGAGAACGGUUCAUCCGCUCUGAGCCAGUCCUGGGAGCUUGACGGGAGUCGGACAGCCUUAGGUAGGAACAUGCACUUCAGGACCACUGCGCCCACUUUGCUGCUGCUUCUUUGUCUGCUGGAGGUGAGAGGGCAGGAGCGGGGGUACCUGCAGGGGGCUCUCAGGGCCUUGGAUCUGCCCCUGGGUGCAGACGACAAUGAGCCACGGCUCCACAAGAACCACACCGGGGUCCUGAUCACCAAGCUCCUCCAGGUGGUACACUGUGCAGAGCAGACUGGAACCUCUCAGGACGGCUGUAACAAGUGCCUGACACCAGAUGUGGCUCUCUCUGUGCUGAAGCAUGAUGGGAAGGCUUACAUCACUGAGGAGGACUAUCAGCGGAUCUCUACUGUUCUGCUGUACUACAUAAUUAACCUGCAAGACCUGUGCGUGUCAAAUGCUGCCUCUCCUUCCUCCUUUUCCUCAUCCUCCUCCUCCUCUUUUGGGAACUAUCAGUUCUACCUUUUGGCCCUAACCAGUCUACACCCAGCUGAGGAUGACCACUUCCUGUCACCCGGUGAAACAGAGAGUAUUCUGCAGGUCAUCAACCAGCACUACGACCCCCCCGAUAAAGACGCCUCAUCUGAUUUGCGAUGUUUUGAUGCCGCUCGCCUCCUUGAAGAUGUUGACGUAGAAGAAAAAGCAGGCGCUGGUGUGUUUUCUGUGCCCAAACUGGCCGCAUCUAUCAUCAGCCACGUCCUGCAGGGCCACUGUUUCAAACGGAGGAACCUCCCAUCUCCUGCUUUCUUCACUGAAUACAUCUUUCAAUCCCUAAAUCGCACAAGUGAACUGCAGAUAAUGGAUUUAGAAGAGUUGCUUCAUCAGUUGGGAGUGGGACAGGAAGCAGCGACGCACUCUCACCACAGGAAGAGGCGGAGUUCACAGAAAGGGGCCAGGCCUCCGCUGGAUGGUUGUCAACAUGAAAAUGUUGGAAUAAGCAGAGACUGGGCACAGGUGUGUUUUUCGGCCAAUCAGCUGGUGGAUAUUUUUGCUCUGAAUCCCCAUUUGCCGAUUUCCAAGGAGCACUUCAGGCAAAUGUGCCCAGCCAUCAUCCAGCAGUUGCUAGGCAAUGCCUGCGAGUCUGCAGAGCAAAAGAGAAGAGGAUCUCUGCCCACUGCUCUCGAGAAGUAUGGCUACAGCACGGCUGCCGUCCUGCUCAUCACGGUGGGCUCCAUGCUCGGUAUCUGCCUGAUCUUCUUCAACUCCUGCCAGGAAACCUACACACUGAUCCUGCAGCUGUUUGUGGGCCUGGCAGUGGGGACCCUCUCAGGAGAUGCACUCCUGCACCUCAUACCACAGAUCCUUGGGCUCCAUGAUGCCACUCACAGUCACGAUGACGAACACUAUACAGAGGGGAAGGACUAUCUGUGGAGGAUUCUGGGCAUGAUCGCAGGGAUCUAUGGCUUUUUCCUUAUUGAAAGAAUCUUCUCCUUUUUUGUUCCCUCUCAUGGCCAUCAGGGUCAUGGUGACCUUCCCUUAGAGCUCAACUGCAACGGCCAGUCACAGAGGGGCAAGUCCAUCUCCACCAUACAGCUGGGACCAGUGGAUGACUUGGAGUGUGCAGAAGUAUCUCCUGAGCAUGUCGACACAAGGAGGCCUUCACAUCAGAGACAAGGGGUUCCUCUGCUGGCUGUGAUGGUAAUCGUGGGAGACAGCCUUCAUAACUUUGCUGAUGGCCUGGUUGUCGGGGCAGCCUUCUCCUCUUCAGCCGAGACCGGCAUGGCGACCACCGUGGCCAUCCUGUGCCACGAGAUACCGCACGAGAUGGGGGACUUUGCAGUGUUGUUGAGCUCUGGACUCUCAGUGAAGACUGCUGUGCUAAUGAACUUUCUCAGCGCUCUGACAGCCUUCAUGGGCCUCUACAUUGGACUGUUUGUUUCCUCGGAUAUGGAAGUGCAGCAGUGGAUCUUUGCUGUUACUGCUGGGAUUUUCCUCUAUCUGUCACUGGUAGAAAUGCUUCCAGAGAUGAGUCGAGUGAAGACGGACAGACCGUGUCUCAUGUUCUUCCUACAGAACCUCGGUCUGUUGAUGGGUUGGGCCUGUCUUCUGCUCCUCGCACUCUUUGAACAUGAACUCACAUUCUAAUGCAGUGUACGUGACGUAUAUCUCUUCACGCAGGGUUGAGCUGAAAACAAACUUGUUUUCUAGUGUUUUUUGACUUGAACGUGUUAGUGUGUGCAACCAGGGUGUUUAACUCAUUAUUGGUCAACGAGUGAGUAUUUCAUGAUGUUGUAGUCUCAGCACUGGAUGGUAAAUGUACGUUAGCUGUAUGAUGAAUCCUCCUUUUUUUUAUACUUGAUGAUUUAUUUUUGUAUGUUAGGUCUCUGGACGUUGAAUAGUUUAAACUCUAAUGACCUUAUUUGGCAGAUUCAGGUACAAUUGUGCAUAUCUGUUGUUCUGUGAAAUAUCUACAUCGCCUCAGACAAUCAAAUCAUUUGAUUUUGGAGUCAUGACUCACAAGCAAAAUAUAAAGUAUUGUAAAUCUACUUCACUACACCAGUGUCUUUAUACUGAUAGGGAAAUGUGUAAUUUAAAAAGUCAUCAAGUUGUAUAAUAACGCUUUAUUUUACAGGCUUAUAAUUUCUGCAUAAUUUCCAAGUAUUUGCUCAGAAGUUUCCUGAUAAGGACAGCAGAGACAAGUGUUCUUUUAAUACACUUCCAAUUAAUUAAUUCUAAUUAUAUGGUGAUUUAGUACUGUACUUCCACAAAUUGGAAGAUACACAGAGGACACAUUUUAAGAAGGUAUAAUGAUUUUAGUCUUUCAUUCAGAGUUCUCACACAUUUCUACCAAUACAUUUUCAAAACUUUUUCGUAGCUUUUCCAUAAUAUUUUACCUCAUUUCCAUGGAUUUAUUGAACUGGUUUGAAUAAGUAGGCUUAUAGAGACAGUGCGCAGUGCAUCAUACAUACAAACCAUGCUCACUGGAGGGUAAAACUAUUGGCGCAAUAAUAUAGACCCUUUCAUGGCCAAUGUCAGUGACUUCAGUUGGUUAGCUGGAGGCAAAACAUGACUCACCACCACAGAGCUGUAGGCUACACAGGUCUUACACUAAAAUGAGAGCCCUGUUGGUUGAAGAAGAGCGUUAUAUUUCUACAUGAAUUAAUGGUCAAGUUAAUCACAUAUUCACUCAACUCGAUGCUCUGCUGCUCUGUCUUCCCAGAUAGAGUGCUGAGAGUGCGCUCUGACACUCUGAAAGUGCGGUGCUCUGGAUAACAGAACGGUACAUUCAGACGGCGUUACAAAUUUACGAAUGGUCCAGUUUGUGCCAGAGUGCACUCCAACACUCAGGAUGAGUAUUUCUGAAGGCACCACUCGUAUCACCUUCCACCACUGUCUAAAACAAGCCAAAUAGAACUAGCUAGCUAGCGCUGGCUAAUGUCUGUGGAGAAUUGUUUUGCCUCCAGCCAAGCCACACCCACCAAAAAACAUCAUACUGUUCAGGAACAGUAAAAGGUUCUACACAACCAAUGCUAACAAAAUGCCUGUAGCUAGCUAAAAACAUUAUAUAUCACCGUAUCAGAGGAGUAUUUUAGCACCUUAUGUCAACCAGAGAGGAAAAAGUUACAUUAAUAAACUCAAUAUUGUCAGUUUAUCUUAGAGUCUGCCUGUUCUUACCUUGGUUAUCUUGGAGAAAUGACUGAACAGCCAAUAGUGACAUCCUUUGAUAUUUAAAAGUAUUUGAAUCACCAGAUGAGAUCAUAAUUAAACAUAACGAAGAUCAAAACCAGGCAUUAAAAACUUUAGUUAGCUUCAUCCUCUCUGGUCUAAAUAGCAUGGUGCUUGUUGCACGUAGAUGUACUGACUGUCAGGAUCCCACAAUUUUUACAUAUGUUCCUGCUGAUGCCUCAUGUCUUGGUGCUUAAAAGCUCAGUUUUCGGUUCAUCAGCUUGUAAAAAUGUAGUCAUGGAUUCUUUGCCAUGGUGGUAGAGCAUCCCACUGCAAAGUGGCUUUAAGGCAUUUUUGUGUUGUUUGCUAGCAGACGUAUAAGACAAGGAGGCACCUUCAGGAGAACGAUGAGCUGUUGGGGACAAGACGUAUAUGUGCUCUGUCUCCAUGUAGAGAUACAGCCAAACUUUACCCUUGUUAGACAUUCCAGCCAGCGACUAGCUGCAUUUGGCAACAGACCAGGCUGGUACAUACAUGUACUUCGCAAAGCCUUAGUUAACAUGCUACACAUAAGCUUUUCUGCAGAUACCCGUAUCUCUCCUGAUGUGACAGCGUGAUUUUUUGACCCAAAAGGGGGUGCAACCCGGCAAUGAUGCUAUGGUCUGGUCUAUGUGUAUCACGCUAUGUUAGAAAUUCGUGGGGUGCUGCUUCGUAGGAUAUUAUACGAACUGUUGUAUGAGGAUAUGUUGCAUAGCACAGCACUAGAUUUUAAAU